Molecule: messenger RNA, 1095 nt
Organism: Cladocopium goreaui
Lineage: Eukaryota; Dinophyceae; Suessiales; Symbiodiniaceae
Source: the annotation of a GenBank genome assembly
AUGGGCCUUCCCUGCUCAACCUUCAGCAAAGCAGGUCCAGCACACCCAGGUGUGCCCAACCCACCACCUGCUUCAGGUUUGUCUGAGAGGGUGGACAAAGCAAUUUUGGAGGUGCCGAAGGAGGAAGUCAAGCCUACAUCAGCCACCCACAGGAACGAGUACAUGGCCUAUUUGCGUGCAGCUCGCAACCCUUCGAAGUUGCCUCCUGCACUUCGAUCGACAUUUGCAGCUGUUGGCGCACAAAGGCUGGACCUGUUCCAGCUGUGGAUGGAAAAGAGCAAAGACUUUUCGUUGGUGGAGAUCGAGAUCCAACGUCGCAAUGUCCAGCGGCAAACGGCUACAAGCCGAAAUUUGUGCCUGAGCAGAGCCCAGCUACUUGCCAGUGGCAGGUACACUGAAGAUGAUGUCAACGAUUUGAUUCGGCGUCGGACUGAGUCUGGUGCUUUCAUACCAGACCCAAACUUUCCAGACCGCAUCGACCUUCGGCAGUACCUUGUGAAUGCUGAGACUGCUGCUGAGAAUGCACGGGUGCGAGAGGAUUCCCAGGCCAUCUCCUUGACAGAGGACGGUGCUGACUUUUCAGUGCAUGCCGCCCCGACUGUCAGAUCCCUCACUGCCGAGCUGUCCGGGCUUGAGCACCCACCCCAAGAGCACAACCAGCUGCAGCCAGACGCCAAAGCAAAGGCCAAGGCCAAACCACGAGCAAAACCCAAGGCUGGGAAGGGCAAGGGGGGGAAAGGUAAGGCAGCAGGUGCAGAGGGUGAGGAUGGGCCAGCACCAGACAAGGUGCCCACAGCUUUGGAAAAGGCGACUGCCCUGAAAUCCAAAGUGCUGAAGGAAGCUGAGGAAGCGCGUACGCUUUGCGUGUCCAUUGAGGGGCUCGAAUGCAGUGGUGAUUUGGUGGCGGCAUUGACCCAACACUCUCAGUCAAUGCUUGGGGUGUACCGCGAUUUGAACAAGCUGACCGUUGCUGGUGUGGAUGACGAAGCAUCCUACGCCAAUCUUUUCCAUUACGCCAGCACAUACAGUGCGUGGUAUGCCAAGCGCAAACGCGUGGCCAACAGCAUGAAGGCUGCAGCGUCCACCAUGGACUGA